Molecule: messenger RNA, 5808 nt
Organism: Meriones unguiculatus (Mongolian gerbil)
Lineage: Eukaryota; Metazoa; Chordata; Mammalia; Rodentia; Muridae
Gene: Flt4
Product: fms related receptor tyrosine kinase 4
Exons: 30
Coding region: 90-4178 (1362 amino acids)
Biological process (GO): protein phosphorylation; cell surface receptor protein tyrosine kinase signaling pathway; multicellular organism development
Cellular component (GO): signaling receptor complex
Molecular function (GO): ATP binding; transmembrane receptor protein tyrosine kinase activity
Source: RefSeq, a predicted model, not a curated record
UCCGCGCCCCGUCGGCGCCCGGGCGCGCGCUCUCACUCCCAGCCCGGAGCUGCGGCCGCGCAGGUCCCACCCGCGCCCAAGGGCCGGAGAUGCAGCCGGGCGCCGCUCCGAGCCUGCGCCUGUGGCUCUGCCUGGGAUUCUUCCAAGGCCUGGCAAAUGGCUACUCCAUGACCCCUCCAACCCUGAACAUCACAGAGGAUUCAUAUGUCAUUGACACCGGGGACAGCCUGUCCAUAUGCUGCAGGGGGCAGCACCCCCUCGAGUGGACCUGGCCAGGGGCCCAAGAGGUACUGACCGCAGGCGGGAAGGAUGGUGAGGACACACAGAUUGUGCAAGAUUGUGAAGGCACGGAAACCAGGCCGUACUGCAAGGUGCUGCUGCUGGCCCAGACCCAUGCCAACAACACAGGCAGCUACCAAUGCUACUACAAGUACAUCAAGGCCCGAAUUGAGGGCACCACAGCCGCCAGCACCUAUGUGUUCAUAAGAGACUUUGAACAGCCUUUCAUCAACAAACCCGACACCCUCCUGGUCAACAGGAAGGACUUCACGUGGGUGCCCUGCUUGGUGUCCAUCCCUGGCCUCAACAUCACGCUCCGCUCGCAAAGCUCAGUGCUGCACCCCGAUGGGCAGGAGGUGCUGUGGGAUGACCGCCGGGGCAUGCGGGUGCCCACUCUACUCCUGCGUGACGCCCUGUACCUGCAGUGCGAGACCACCUGGGGCGACCAGGACUUCCUUUCCAACCCCUUCCUCGUGCACAUGACAGGCAAUGAGCUCUAUGACAUCCAGCUGUACCCCAAGAAGUCACUGGAGCUGUUGGUUGGAGAGAAGCUGGUUUUGAACUGCACAGUGUGGGCUGAGUUUGACUCGGGUGUCACCUUCGACUGGGAUUAUCCAGGGAAGCAGGCGGAGAGGGCUAAGUGGAUACCUGAGCGGCGUUCCCAGCAGACCCACACAGAACUCUCCAGCAUCCUGACCAUCCACAAUGUCAGCCAGCACGACCUGGGCCCCUAUGUGUGUGAGGCCAACAAUGGCAUUCAGCGGUUCCGGGAGAGCACGGAGGUCAUUGUGCACGAAAAGCCUUUCAUCAGUGUCGAGUGGCUCAAGGGACCUGUCCUGGAGGCCACAGCCGGCGACGAGCUGGUGAAGCUGCCUGUGAAGCUGACGGCCUACCCCCCGCCGGAGUUCCAAUGGUACAAAGACAGAAAGGCAGUGACCGGGCGCCACAAUCCACAUGCUCUGGUGAUCAAAGAGGUGACCGAGGCCAGCGCAGGCAUGUACACUCUCGCCCUGUGGAACUCUGCGGCUGGUCUGAGGCAGAACAUCAGCCUGGAGCUGGUGGUGAACGUGCCGCCCCACAUCCAUGAAAAAGAAGCCUCCUCGCCCAGCAUCUACUCCCGCCACAGCCGCCAGACCCUCACCUGCACCGCCUACGGGGUACCCCAGCCUCUCAGUGUCCAGUGGCACUGGAGACCCUGGACACCCUGCAAGACGUUCACCCAGCGCAGCCUCCGGAGGCGGCAGCAGCGGGAUCGAAUGCCCCAGUGCCGAGACUGGAAGGAGGUGACUACCCAGGAUGCUGUGAACCCCAUCGAGAGCCUGGACACCUGGACCGAGUUUGUGGAGGGGAAGAAUAAGACGGUGAGCAAGCUGGUGAUCCAGGAUGCCAACGUGUCCGCCAUGUACAAGUGUGUGGUCUUCAACAAAGUGGGCCAGGACGAGCGGCUCAUCUACUUCUAUGUGACCACCAUCCCGGACGGCUUCAGUAUCCAAUCAGAGCCUUCUGAGGAUCCGUUAGAAGGCCAGUCCGUGCGCCUCAGCUGCCGGGCGGACAACUACACAUACGAGCAUCUGCGCUGGUACCGCCUCAACCUCUCAACCCUGCACGACGCACACGGGAACCCCAUCCUCCUCGACUGCAAGAACGUGCACCUGUUUGCCACGCCCCUCGAGGCCAACUUAGAGGAGGCGGAGCCGGGGGCCCGCCACGCCACCCUCAGCUUGAAUAUCCCCCGGGUGGCGCCCGAGCACGAGGGUGACUACGUGUGUGAGGUGCAGGACAGACGCAGCCAGGACAAGCACUGCCACAAGAAGUACCUGUCCGUGCAGGCCCUGGAAGCUCCUCGGCUCACGCAGAACUUGACCGACCUCCUGGUGAACGUGAGCGACUCGCUGGAGAUGCGGUGCCCGGUGGCUGGAGCGCAUGUGCCCAGCAUUGUGUGGUACAAAGACGAAAGGCUCCUGGAGAAAGAGUCCGGGAUCGACCUGGCAGACUCGAAUCAGAGGCUGAGCAUCCAGCGCGUGCGAGAGGAGGACGCCGGACGUUACCUUUGCAGCGUGUGCAAUGCCAAGGGCUGCGUAAACUCCUCGGCCAGCGUGGCGGUGGAAGGCUCCGAAGAUAAAGGCAGCAUGGAGAUUGUGAUACUCAUUGGCACUGGUGUCAUCGCUGUCUUCUUCUGGGUCCUCCUCCUGCUCAUCUUCUGUAACAUGAAAAGGCCUGCCCACGCAGACAUCAAGACGGGCUACCUGUCCAUCAUCAUGGACCCCGGGGAGGUGCCUUUGGAGGAGCAGUGUGAAUACCUGUCCUAUGACGCCAGCCAGUGGGAGUUCCCCAGGGAAAGGUUACACCUCGGGAGAGUCCUAGGCCACGGGGCUUUUGGGAAGGUUGUGGAAGCCUCGGCUUUUGGCAUCAAUAAAGGCAGCAGCUGUGACACCGUGGCCGUGAAGAUGCUGAAAGAGGGCGCCACUGCCAGCGAGCACCGUGCCCUGAUGUCAGAGCUCAAGAUCCUAAUUCACAUCGGUAACCACCUCAAUGUGGUCAACCUCCUAGGGGCGUGCACCAAGCCCAACGGCCCUCUCAUGGUGAUCGUGGAGUUUUGCAAGUACGGGAACCUCUCCAACUUCUUGCGUGCCAAGCGGGAGGCGUUCAGCCCAUACGCGGAGAAGUCUCCCGAGCAACGCAGGCGCUUCCGCGCGAUGGUAGAAGGCGCCAAGGCUGAUCGGAGGAGACCUGGAAGCAGCGACAAGGCCCUGUUCACGCGGCUGCUGGGCAAGGGAGGAGGCGCACGGCGGGCCCCCCUCGUCCAGGAAGCUGAGGAUCUGUGGUUAAGCCCACUGACCAUGGAAGACCUUGUCUGCUACAGCUUUCAAGUGGCCAGGGGAAUGGAGUUCCUGGCUUCCCGCAAGUGCAUUCACAGAGACCUGGCCGCUCGGAACAUCUUGCUGUCGGAGAGCGACAUAGUGAAGAUCUGUGACUUUGGUCUUGCUCGGGACAUCUACAAAGAUCCUGACUAUGUCCGAAAGGGCAGUGCCCGACUGCCUCUGAAAUGGAUGGCCCCUGAGAGCAUCUUUGACAAGGUGUACACCACGCAGAGUGAUGUGUGGUCCUUUGGAGUGCUGCUGUGGGAAAUUUUCUCCCUGGGAGCCUCUCCAUACCCUGGGGUACAGAUCAAUGAGGAGUUCUGCCAGAGGCUGAAGGACGGCACAAGAAUGAGGGCCCCGGAGUUGGCCACACCUGCCAUACGCCACAUCAUGCAGAGUUGCUGGUCUGGAGACCCUAAAGCGAGGCCUGCUUUCACCGAGCUGGUGGAGAUCCUGGGGGACCUGCUUCAGGGUGGAGGCUGGCAGGAGGAGGAAGAGGAAUGCCUGGCCCUGCACAGCUCUCAGAGCUCAGAGGAGGGUGGCUUCAUGCAGGCGUCCACCACAGCUCUGCACAUCACCGAAGCUGACGCUGAAAGCAGUCCACCGAGCGUGCACGGCCACAGCCUGGCAGCCAGGUAUUACAACUGUGUGUCCUUUCCUGGGUGCCUAACCAGAGGGACCCAGACUCCAGGUUCCUCGAGGAUGAAGACAUUUGAAGAAUUCCCCAUGAUCCCUACAACCUACAAAGCCUCCGUGGAUAACCAGACAGACAGCGGCAUGGUGCUGGCUUCAGAGGAGUUUGAGCAGAUAGAAAACAGGCACAGACAAGAAGGCAGCUUCAGCUGUCAAGGCCCUGGCGAGCACACGGAUAUUCCCAGAGGACAUCCUGACCCCCAGGGGAGGCGACGGCGGCCCACCCAAGGGGCACAAGGAGGCAAGGUGUUUUACAACAAUGAGUAUGGGGAGGUCUCCCAGCCAUGUACAGAAGGCGACUGCCCGUCUGCUGGCGCCCGCUUCUUCACAGACAGCAGCUACUAAGGAGACCCUCGGCAAGGCCUCCUGCCCCUUUGCUGAAACCCGGAUCUGACAGCUGGGCCCUAGCAGAGCAAGGCCGGAGGCCCAGGCUGAGAGGAGGUGUUCCCUAGCGCCCUCCUCAGCCUCCCUAGCCAGGAAGAGUCAAACCCCCACACAAGGGCUUCCCUGAACAGCAUUCCUGUGCCUCUCGUCACCCUCACCUUCACAUUCAGUUGCCCUGUCAGCUCGGCACUCACAGAUGCUGGCUACAGAAUUAGCACCCUGAGAGAGAAUCCUUCUCCGACACCCACUUCCGUCGCCCUGGUGCGUGACAGGGUUCUCAAAAGGAACACAUGCGUCUGAGAGUCACACAUUCGGGGAGUGUGGGGGGGAGGCAGAAUGAGACCAGAACCUCCACAUCCUCACCCUGCCCAACACAAUCCCCUCCACCCACAGUCCCCCAUGUCCAACUGUCUUCCUGCUUCCUUCUCCUGGCCCUCCAGGGCUGAGGAGAGAAGACCGAGUUUCCGUAUCAAAGCCGGGAAGGAGGACCAAGGGAGCAGGAGUCCUCCAAACACAGAAGUACCUCAUGGCAGCUGUUUGUAUGCAAUGACUGGAAAUGAAGCAACAUUUCUGCCCAUGAGUGUUGAGUUUAUCAGGAGACCGGGUGCUGCUGUGAAGGAUUCACUCAUCCACGAGUCACGUGGGAAAGCCCAAGGACACGGUUUUGAAUCUCGGCCCCCAACGGGGUCCUCACAGCGUGCUCAUCACCACAGCUCUCUCCCUCUCUCUCUUGAAGGCCCCCAGGCCCCACCAGCCUGGCCUAGAACCUGAUAAAACAGCUGGUGUUCUGGACCUCCCUUGCUUGGGUCUUUGCUCUAGAGCCAGAAUCUGAUAAUCUGUGGAUUCUGUCAAGGAAGACUUUGUGGGGGACUGGCACAGAGGACCACAUGGCUGGAGGGGGGGCACUCAGCCAUCACUCUAUGUCUCCGGGCCUCUUGGAGGCCCCUGCCUUCAGUUUACCUGAUACCUGUCAACCGAUCAAACCCUUGUCCUGAGAGACCCCCUCCGUGGAAGCUGGGGCCUCCCUGCUCGGAACCCCUCCAGCCCAGCUCAAACUGUCUAACCAUCACUUAUCAGAAGAAAGCCUUGGGCAGAUGAGACCCACCAAUCCCUUGCCCCAUCCCAAUAAGAACGCUUGCGGGACAGGCGACCAUACAGCAAGCAGGGGCUUGCUCGGCAGAUACUCUCCCUCCCCACCUCCCCCGCUAAAUGUAUUGUUCUUCUAUGAUACAUUGAGUGCAUGUAUGACUGUAGUCUUCUUUGUCCCCUGCGGACCCCCACCCUCACCCCCAUUCCUCCACAUCUAACCUGUCUGUGGGGUCGAGUCUCAAGCUUGCCUCACGGAAAUACAGAGACUGUUCUCUCAGAGGACCAAAGGCUGCCAAGGGCCUGCAGAGCCCUCCUCAACCCUCCCCAACGUGUGUAUCGCCUGUCUGUGUCACCUCUCCCGACUUCUAACUACACACAUCCAAAACGUACUGGGGAAGAAGACGAACUCUGUCCUCUGUCCUCUGAGGCGGUGUUCUCUGAAAUGAUCUAAGAUAUUUAACGAGAGAUAAUAAUAAAUUCGAUGCCAGUCUUUGAGUUAUAA